Cololabis saira (Pacific saury) is the source of this 1347-nucleotide messenger RNA. Its product is annotated as calcium and integrin-binding family member 2-like. NCBI's taxonomy places the organism in Eukaryota, Metazoa, Chordata, Actinopteri, Beloniformes, Belonidae. The transcript is spliced from 6 exons. The coding region runs from base 92 to 655 and encodes 187 amino acids. Gene Ontology annotation, molecular function: calcium ion binding. The record is from RefSeq and is a predicted model, not a curated record.
CAGUCUCAGAUCUGCGUCGUCGCGGUCGCCCCGGCAGCUGGAUGUGAAGCGGUGUGAUGCAGCCGUGUGAUGGGACGACUGGCUGGUCACCAUGGGCAACAAGCAGACGACCUUCACCGAUGAGCAGCUGGAAGCGUAUCAGGACUGCACCUUCUUCACCCGGAAGGAGAUCCUGCGGCUGCACGGGCGGUUCCGGGAGCUGGCUCCGCAUCUAGUGCCGCUGGACUACACCAACAACCCCGACGUCAGAGUCCCGCCGACGCUCAUCGUCACCAUGCCUGAGCUGAAGGAGAACCCAUUCAGAGACAGGAUCGUGGCGACGUUCUCUGAGGACGGACAGGGGAACCAGACAUUCAACGACUUCGUCGACAUGUUCUCUGUCCUCUGUGAGGCGUCGCCCAGAGAGCUGAAGACCAUCUACGCCUUCAAGAUCUACGACUUCAACAGGGACAACUUCAUCUGUAAGGAAGACCUGCAGCACACCCUGAACAAGCUGACCAAAGGGGAGCUGACGGCAGAAGAGGUUUCUCUGGUGUGCGAUAAAGCCGUGGAGGAGGCUGACCUGGAUGCAGACAGCAAGCUCUCCUUCACCGACUUCGAGAACAUGAUCUCUAAAGCUCCAGACUUCCUGAGUAACUUCCACAUCCGAAUAUGAAAGCGGGCCUCAAAGAUCCUGCAGAGGACACACGUCUCACAUGGAGCUGCUCCCGACUAGAACUGGACUGGUUCCUGGAUUUGCUCCAUACCAGGACCGGACCUUUUCCUGGACCUGCUCCCAACCAGGACUGGACCUUUUUCCUGUACAUGUUCCCAGCCGGGACCGGGACUGGAGUGGACUGGUGUCCUCUGUGGAAAGUGUGGAGCAGGAUGUGGACUCGCCUGACUCCAGUGCUCAGCAGGAGGCUCUCCUGGACUGACCGGACUCUCGUCUAAAAGCACACCUGUAAAGGGCCAACCGUGAGGAGCUAUGCAAUCUCUGUUCACCACGUGCAUGUUGUGCACAGCUUCAGUCUGCUGUAGUGAGGCGUUCAGGUGCACACCGACAAUCAUAGUAAACUGUCGCUCAGUUAAUGGAAGGGCUCUCUGUCUUCUCACCUGUAGUCUGGUUUUCGUACACCUCCUCCUGCCUCCAGGUAACUUGUUCCAGCAGCUUUCUCUCAUUCACAAUUCCAUCUUUUUUGUCCAGAGUCAAAUAAAACAAUUUUCUGUCGCCUGACUUCUUGCGGUUCUCAUUUCAUUCUGGAUUUCUGAUCGAAAACAGUUCACUUUUGUACGGUGUCAGAUCAACACCAAAUGUACUGCGAAUCCAAACCCCAAAUCUGAGAACCAGGAAUUAAAAAUCUCUAA